UUCAAAUCAUAGAUUAUACAUGAUACUGUCCACGAUUCUGUACAAAGAACAUUAAACAUACCGUUUCGUGGACCAUUUCGAACGGUCAUGCGUUCUUUAGGCGCAUGCAUUUACGCCCUCGAAUAACCACGAAGAGAGGGGGUGGUAUUUGAAGAGCGGACGCGCGAUUUCAUCCCUCACACGGUAAACCUGACUGCUUACGCGAGUUCCAAGUCUUUUUUGAGAAGACCUAGACGAGCUACAGAAAGUUUAAGUAAUUAACAAAAGUGUUCUUUUAAAUUUCAUCAAGGGAUCCUCCCCUCGAGUCACAGAAGUUGAUCGUAAGACUGAAGAUUCGGCAUGAAGGCAACCAAAUACGUCUGCUGUGUUUUGGUGCUUGCAUGUUUGAUGAACGCGGUGUACUCCGAGAUACCUCAAAAUAAGGUUGAUCAACAAUUCUUGGAUGCGUUUGCUACAGAUGAGUCUUUGAAAUCGAAGAGACCGUUCUGCAAUGCCUUCACUGGAUGCGGAAAGAAGAGGAAUUUCCAGGAAAAUCCAUCGAGCUUCCAGGACUCGGAAGGAAGCGGUGGCGUUCGACUUCCGCUGCCCGUUUACAAAGCUCUCUUGAAAGCAGCUUCUCAAAGUAUUCGAAACACGAUCAAUCGUGAUUCGAACGAAUAUCGAAUGUUGGCAAUCCCGCAGGUUUAUCUCUCCGGUAAAAUGCCUCUUCAUAAGAGAUUCGACGUUCCAUCAACUUCUUUAGAAUGAUCUGUUCCCUAAACUUUAAAUGCAUCAACGAUGAAAAUCUCGUCGCGCCGUACUGAAUUUAAGAAGACACUUUGUUAUAGCCAGACUGCG
This is a messenger RNA of Osmia bicornis bicornis, 837 nucleotides long. RefSeq lists its product as uncharacterized. The transcript has 4 exons. Lineage: Eukaryota; Metazoa; Arthropoda; Insecta; Hymenoptera; Megachilidae. Bases 340 to 747 code for a protein of 135 amino acids. The record is from RefSeq and is a predicted model, not a curated record.